AUGCAUGAUGCAGAUGAGGAUGAUGAUAUUUCAUCUCAGCCACUUCUGCCCUAUGUUGGCAUGGAAUUUGACUCAAUUGAAGAUGCCCAAAAGUUCUAUAAUGACUACGCAUUUGGAACGGGCUUUUGCUCACGCAUAGCUUCCUCAAAAAACAGCCAGAAGAAAGGUCCACAACAACUUAUCAAGAGGGUCUUCCAAUGUGUGCAUGCUGGAAAACCGGAGACUACAUGUGAGACAAGCAGCCACUCGGAAGGAAUUGCAGCAGGGGGAAGCUCAUCAAGCAAGCAGGCCGGGGUUGAAAUGCAUGUGACAGUCAAGCGUCAGAGGAAUCGGAUUAUGCAUUAUGAUUUCAAAGCUCAUAUGAUUGUUGGCCUCAGGGGCAAUAAGUGGGUUGUUACCUACUUUGUUGCACAGCAUACACACCCUUUGAUGCAGCAUGAGGAGAUUGUGAGGUUCUACCGCUCACACCGCAAAAUUCCAGAAGAAGAUUACCAACUACUGAUGACAAUGCAUGAUGUAAACUUGUCAACUACAAAUUGCAUGGGAAUGCUUGGAAUGGUCCAUGGCGGAGACCAGAGCAAACUGCCAUAUGUGAAGAGGGAUGUUUCAAAUUCGCGUUCCAAGCUGCGACAAAAUCAGUCAUUUCAGGACAUGGAUAUGACGGUUGCUUACUUUAAGAGGCGUCAAGCUGAGAAUGCUCAAUUAUACUAUGCAGCAGAAGUUGACAAAGAAACAAACGAAGUGACAGCUCUAUUUUGGGUGGAUGGAAGGACAAGAGCAUUGUACCCAAAGUACAAAGAUUGUGUGUUCUUUGACACAACAUUUUGCACAAAUCGGUACAAUCUGCCUUUCGCUCCUAUUGUUGGUGUGAACAACCACUUGCAAACCGUGCUGCUAGGUUGUGCCUUGGUGCCAAAUGAACAAAUAGAAACUUUCAAGUGGGUGUUUCAACAUUGGAUGAUUGCAAUGAAUAAUGAGCACCCGUUGUGCACCUAA
Molecule: messenger RNA, 996 nt
Organism: Aegilops tauschii subsp. strangulata
Lineage: Eukaryota; Viridiplantae; Streptophyta; Magnoliopsida; Poales; Poaceae
Source: RefSeq, a predicted model, not a curated record